UUACGAUGCCGGAUCUGUUAAUCACAUCAAUUGAUCAUGAAUAAACCUGCCCUAAAACAUAAUAUAAAAAAACAAGGCGUGGCGAAGAGUAUAAAUAAGCUGGUAAAUAAACAGCUUUCAUUAGUAUAUCAUCGAGACUUCACAUAAUGUUAUCACUCUUCGGACAGAGAAUGUUGUUCUCCACUCUGCUGCUGGUGGUUUCAUUACAAAUAGCAGCAUCUCAGACUAAAUGCACCAAAUGGACAAAAUGGUAUAAUAGAGAUACACAGACAGGGACUGGUGAUUGGGAAACUCUUAAAGAUCUUCGUAAAGAGAAUCCAGGCCAGAUUUGUGAAAAGCCAUCAGCAAUAGAUGCUCAAUUAUUAGAUGGUCGACCUUAUACUGCUGGUGGUGAUAAAGUUACUAUUUCUCCAACUACUGGUUUAAUUUGUAAAAAUACAGAUCAAAAUGAUAAAAGAUGUAAUAAUUAUAAAGUUAGAUUCUGUUGUGAUCCAAUCGUUGUAGCACCUGAGUGUAAUAAAUGGACAGGGUGGUACGAUAGAGAUAAUGUAUCGGGUACUGGUGAUUGGGAAACUCUUAAAGAUCUUCGUAAAGAGAAUCCAGGCCAGAUUUGUGAACAACCAUCAGCAAUAGAUGCUCAAUUAUUAGAUGGUCGACCUUAUACUGCUGGUGGUGAUAAAGUUACUAUUAAUCCAACCACUGGUUUAAUUUGUAUAAAUAAAAAUCAAAAUGAUGGAAGCUGUAAUGAUUAUAAAGUUAGAUUCUGUUGUGAUCCUAUCGUUGUAGCACCUGAGUGUAAUAAAUGGACAGGGUGGUACGAUAGAGAUAAUGUAUCGGGUACUGGUGAUUGGGAAACUCUUGAAGAUCUUCGUAAAGAGAAUCCAGGCCAGAUUUGUGAAAAACCAUCAGCAAUAGAUGCUCAAUUAUUAGAUGGUCGACCUUAUACUGCUGGUGGUGAUAAAGUUACUAUUAAUCCAACCACUGGUUUAAUUUGUAUAAAUAAAAAUCAAAAUGAUGGAAGCUGUAAUGAUUAUAAAGUUAGAUUCUGUUGUGAUCCUAUCGUUGUAGCACCUGAGUGUAAUAAAUGGACAGGGUGGUACGAUAGAGAUAAUGUAUCGGGUACUGGUGAUUGGGAAACUCUUAAAGAUCUUCGUAAAGAGAAUCCAGGCCAGAUUUGUGAAAAACCAUCAGCAAUAGAUGCUCAAUUAUUAGAUGGUCGACCUUAUACUGCUGGUGGUGAUAAAGUUACUAUUAAUCCAACCACUGGUUUAAUUUGUAUAAAUAAAAAUCAAAAUGAUGGAAGCUGUAAUGAUUAUAAAGUUAGAUUCUGUUGUGAUCCUAUCGUUGUAGCACCUGAGUGUAAUAAAUGGACAGGGUGGUACGAUAGAGAUAAUGUAUCGGGUACUGGUGAUUGGGAAACUCUUAAAGAUCUUCGUAAAGAGAAUCCAGGCCAGAUUUGUGAGAAACCAUCAGCAAUAGAUGCUCAAUUAUUAGAUGGUCGACCUUAUACUGCUGGUGGUGAUAAAGUUACUAUUAAUCCAACCACUGGUUUAAUUUGUAUAAAUAAAAAUCAAAAUGAUGGAAGCUGUAAUGAUUAUAAAGUUAGAUUCUGUUGUGAUCCACGUAAAUAAUUAUUACUUGUUAUUUUUUGGUGUACCAGCAAUUUCAUCCCUGGAAUACUGCCUCAUAUUUUGAUUUAAAUGAAUCCGGAACGGUUUUGAAUUUUGUUUCUCUUUUUUUUUAUUUCUGAUCAAACUCAGAAUUGAAUUCCUACAUUAUUCUAUUGUAUUCUAAAACCGAAAACACAAUACCUUAGAGCGUAAAGUCUUGUAUGUAUAUAAAGGAAUUUAUAUUUGGAUAUUCAUCAAUCAAACAAGCAUUAAUGAGCUUAGUGUUAUCACUAAUUAUUUUGCUUUACGCACCAAUAUGCUUUGGUUGUCUCGAAUUAAUUGGUAGCCCGAUGAUAAACAGUCAUGAACUUGUUGUCUCUAAAUUAUUUUUCAUUAAAUGAACAUGAACAUAUAUACAAACAGAUCAAAAUACAUGUAAGGUCAGUAAAAAUUAUAUGUCUGUAACGUAUCCGACUGCAAAAUCCAUACUAGGCCAGUGAAAAGCGUGUCAGUAAUAACUAAAUUAAAAUUACAGAUUGAAAAACACCUCCCAUUUAUCAUGAAACCAAGUCUAAUCGCCUAUAUAAUUGUUGUUUUAUAGUUUUGAAUAUUAACUUUACUCUUUACACGUUUUUUUUAUUUCGCUAUAGUUUUAUAUAAUAUUAUAUUAAAAUGUCUAUUGUAUUUUAAACUUGA
Patella vulgata (common limpet) is the source of this 2306-nucleotide messenger RNA. RefSeq names its product mucin-5AC. The coding region runs from base 147 to 1631 and encodes 494 amino acids. The transcript has 6 exons. NCBI's taxonomy places the organism in Eukaryota, Metazoa, Mollusca, Gastropoda, Patellidae. The record is from RefSeq and is a predicted model, not a curated record.